AUGGGAGAGCUCAGCCCUUUGGGGCGCACGUGUGCGGCUUCCUGUUCGCAUUUCGGCGUGGACGCGCCUAAAGCUACCGAUCGCUAUCUGCGCAGUCGGGCGUUGUCGCGCGUCAACGCCGAUCGCCUAAACGGCCUACGCCAUAAUAAGUUUUGCGCGGCCUAUGGGCUCGGCCGUUGCGAAAUCGGGCGCGCCGAGCCGCCGCCGGUCGUUUCCAAAGGGCCCUCAGCCCGUGGCCAUUUGAAUAUUAAUACGUCCACGUACUGGCGCGUGCAAAUUCGUUUUGCGUCUGCAUCGCGCAUUUAUGUUGAUGACGAUCCCCGAUAUAGCGGAAGCAUACAAGCAGCGAGCGUG
Molecule: messenger RNA, 354 nt
Organism: Iphiclides podalirius (scarce swallowtail)
Lineage: Eukaryota; Metazoa; Arthropoda; Insecta; Lepidoptera; Papilionidae
Source: the annotation of a GenBank genome assembly